Messenger RNA from Neoarthrinium moseri, 1785 nucleotides. RefSeq lists its product as uncharacterized. Lineage: Eukaryota; Fungi; Ascomycota; Sordariomycetes; Amphisphaeriales; Apiosporaceae. The transcript has a single exon. The record is from RefSeq and is a predicted model, not a curated record. Bases 1 to 1785 code for a protein of 594 amino acids.
AUGAUACCUGAAAAGCCUCUUCCCUAUCCCGACUGCUGGGGCAGCACUGAGGAGUACGUGUCCAGCUUGCUAGAGUUUGCAAGCACGUCGGACAGGUUUCAAAUGCUCUGCGGAGGCGUGCACGUUCUCGACUUUUUCACAAAUGAGCCGGGCCUAUUUCAGCAGAUCAUCCCGCAGGACUGGCAGGAUUACCUGAUGCGGUGCGAUCCCAUGCGGCUUCUGGACGUGCUGAUGCGAGAUGACCUGGAUUCGCCGGCGGGAGAGCACGCUGCCGGGCUGCCCGACAGCUUGUUGCAGUACAUAAAGGAGAUCCGCAAGCAUUCGCUGGCCCGCAAUUUCCAGGCGAAGCGGGACAAGCUACCCAAGAUGACCAGACUUGUCUCUGUGGGAAUGAAGCCCAAGAAGAUACACGAAGUCAGCAAUUUUGCUAGUUAUGUGGACAGGCUGUCUACCGACGUGGAGACUCUCACCGGUGAGGAUGUCACGCACUUUGUUGAUUUUGGGAGCGGCCAGAACUAUCUGGGCAGAGCUCUGGCAAGCGCUCCUUACAAUAAGCAUAUCGUGGCGGUGGAAGGACGGGAACACAACAUCACCGGCGCAAAAGAGCUAGACAUGCUAGCCGGCAUGGCCGAAAGAGAGAAGGUCAUGCGCAACAAGAAGCUUUGGCAGCAGCUGCUCAAUAGCAAGAAAAAUGGCGAUGAGGUAGACGAGAGCACUCUCAAGAGGCUUUCCAACCUGCCAAAAGUUUCCGAGGAUUAUGUACCAGACUUCAGACCCACCCGAGAUCUACAGGCUGUGUACAAGCCCGAGGAUGGGAAGGGCUUCAUACGAUACGUCUCUGGGCGGCUGGAGUCAGGAGACUUGUCUGACGUCGUCACGCAACUUGAGGCAAAUCCUGACAAGGCAAGUGAGGAGUCAAAAGAUCUCCGGUUGAUGGCCAUAUCGAUUCAUUCCUGUGGCAACUUGUCUCAUCAUGGAAUCCGUUCGCUCGUGAUGAACCCACGGGUGCGAGCGGUCGCCAUAGUUGGAUGCUGCUACAAUCUGAUGACCGAGAAGCUAGGCCCUCCAACCUACAAGCAUCCAUAUAUGCGGCCAAGUCUGCAGGCUCUCAAUGGCCGAGUCAUUCGAGAAUCUGCAAAGUUCGAUCCCGAAGGAUUUCCCAUGAGUGAGCGGCUUAGCACCUACAAGACCGACGGGGUGCGUUUCAACAUCACAGCCAGAAUGAUGGCCUGCCAGGCACCGCAGAACUGGGGCGAAGAAGAUAGCGAUGACUUCUUCACUCGCCAUUUCUUCCGGGCCGUCUUACAGAAGAUCUUUCUUGAUAAAGGGGUUAUCCAGAAGGUCUACCACAAUGGCACAGAUGACGAAAACGGCGAGUGCAGCCCCUUCAACAUGAGCACAAAUCCCGUCAUUAUCGGAUCACUCCGCAAGGCCUGCUACAAGUCGUUUCAUUUGUAUGUCAGAGGGGCGAUCACAAAGCUGACAACCCAUUCUGAUUACCAUGAACAUUGCGAAAUCAUCAAAGAGAAGCUGGGUGAUAUUACGGAUGAGGAGAUUGCACGGUACGAAAGUCUCUACCGCCACCGCAAGCGAGAGCUGAGUGCUAUAUGGAGCUUGAUGGCUUUCAGUGCUGCGGUCGUGGAGUCCCUCAUUGUGACAGACCGUUGGUUGUUUCUGAAGCAACACACCGAUACGGUGAAAGACUGCUGGGUCGAGACUGUGUUUGACUUCCGUGAAAGUCCUCGGAACCUAGUCGUGGUGGGCGUUAAAGAGCGCGGCAAAUGA